Punctularia strigosozonata HHB-11173 SS5 is the source of this 1719-nucleotide messenger RNA. RefSeq lists its product as uncharacterized. Gene Ontology annotation, molecular function: FAD binding. The coding region runs from base 1 to 1719 and encodes 572 amino acids. The transcript has 9 exons. NCBI's taxonomy places the organism in Eukaryota, Fungi, Basidiomycota, Agaricomycetes, Corticiales, Punctulariaceae. The record is from RefSeq and is a predicted model, not a curated record.
AUGCAACUCACCCACUGUUGUAAGGUCGGAGCUGGCCCUGCCGGCUUAAUAUCUGCGUUGGUGCUCGCAAAGAACGGCAUCAAACCUCGCAUCGUUGACAGGGAUGACAAAUUCCACGUAGGAUCGCGUGGCUUUGGCAUUCAGCCCCGCACGUUCGAGCUUUUCCAAACUCUGGGCAUCGUGGAAGAUCUGAAGAAGCUAGCGACACCCAUCCCUACCAUGAGAGCCUAUAAGCUCCCUGGAGGAAUAGAGCCCGUCAAGACGUGGGAUCUUUACGAGAAAAGUGAGAUCUGGCCGGAUCGCCCGUAUGCCAAUGGCGCCUGUCUCAGUCAAGCAGUGCUAGAGAAGGUUAUCAGAGCCCACUUGGAGAAGUAUGGCGUGACUGUCGAACUGAACAAAGGUCUUAUCGCGAUCGAGCAAGACGCCGACGUCGUAACAGCUACUAUUGCAAUCCAUAGAUCCGGUGUCCCGACGGAGGAGCGUGAGGUGGUGGUCGCGAAAUACUUGAUUGGCGCCGAUGGCGCUAAAGGAUCCUGUCGCAAGCUGUUAGGCUUCACCUUCGGGGGAGAGACACGCGAUUCAGAUGGCAUGGUAUGGGGAGAUGUCGAGAUUCAAGGACUUACAAACGAUUACUGGCAUAUCUGGGGAAAGCCUGGGCAAUUCACGCAAGUAGAUGACCAUGCGGGACGUUCGAUCAUGGCGCGGCCUUUGAGUCCGUCAGGCAACACGUUCGGCAUCGGGAUCACGGGCCAGAACUUCGACCCAACAGAGCUCGCACAGCGCGAGAGUGUGAUCUCGUUCAUUCGUCGGGAAACCGGUCGGGGUGAUCUAGAGUUCGGAGAAUUCAGCUGGCUUUCUUACUUCAAACCUAACAUGCGCAUGGUCAAUAAGUUCCAUGAGGGCAGAGCGUUCCUCGUUGGAGACUCUGCGCACGUCCAUUCUCCGACUGGAGGCCAAGGGAUGAAUUGUAGCGUCCAAGAUGCUUCAAACCUCGGGUGGAAGCUCGCGCUGGUGAUCAAAGGCCUUGCUCCUCCGUCAUUGCUCCUCUCAUACACGGAGGAAAGGUUGCCGGUGAUCGCCCAGAUGUUGCACGCAACAACGGCUCUGUACACUCAUACUGUGGCGAAAGAGCGGCCCCUCGAGACGCCGGUAAAGGAGGCGUCCGAGGGCGAGAACGCUUCCGGCUGGUUCCGAUGGAGGAACUCGGCUCUGGAGAUGUAUGGCAUCAACUAUCGCUACAGCGAAAUCGUCCUCGAGCAGCGCGACCCGAACGACCUGACAAAGGAGGAUGCCCUGGGACGGGCAUAUUCCGGCUACGAAGGCCACGGCAAUCUGCGAGCGGGCGAUCGCGCACCAGAUGCCCCGGGACUCGUGGCUGGAGAUGGAACCGAAACGUCGCUCUUCGGCAUUUUCAAGGUCGAAAAGCAUACGGUUCUGGUUUUUACGGCAUCUGGCGAUGCUGACAACGUCGACUUGAAGAGCGACAUGCCCGACUCUGUGGCUACCCACAGUCAGAUCUUCCAGAUCUGCAACGAGGCGGGCACCGCUUACCAGAGCGACGUCCAAGUACUCCAUGAUCGUGACGGCCAUGCUCGCGGAGCCUACUUCGCCGAAGCUAAUACCACCAACGUGGUGAUCGUGCGACCAGACGGCUUCGUAGGCGCCAUCGUCCGCGACCAGGACGGGGUAAGACAGUACUUCUCGAAGAUUUUUUACUAG